Molecule: messenger RNA, 1421 nt
Organism: Camellia sinensis
Lineage: Eukaryota; Viridiplantae; Streptophyta; Magnoliopsida; Ericales; Theaceae
Product: GDSL esterase/lipase At3g27950
Molecular function (GO): hydrolase activity, acting on ester bonds
Source: RefSeq, a predicted model, not a curated record
CAAGCAAGUGGGCUGUCACAUGCAACUUCUCUUCCAUUUUGAACUGAUAGAGAGAGAGAGAGAAGGUUGCUGAUAAGGCAACCUUAACCAUGGAGUCUAGGUUGUCAAUUUGGGCACUUGGGUUGUUGUUUUUCACAUUGGUGGUUGCUGACGGUAAUAAUAGUAAUAGUACUAGUAAUGGUUCAAGAAACUGCAAGUUUCCUGCAAUAUUCAAUUUCGGAGACUCUCAUUCCGACACUGGAUCAUCCUCAGCUACUUUCAAUUUUCUCCAGGCACCCAACGGGAUGAGUUUUCGCAACUAUUCUAAAAGGAGCAGCGAUGGUCGUCUCAUCAUAGAUUACAUAGCUGAGAAUUUGGGAUUGCCAUACUUGGAUGCACCAGUGGACUCAAUAGGGACAAAUUUUAAGCAUGGUGCUAAUUUUGCAACAGGAGGAGCGAGGAUCAGUUCGGAUGUGAUUAUGGGAAAAACCACUCCAUACCACCUAGGCGUUCAAGUCUCUCAAUUCUUACAAUUUAAGUCGCGUGCCAUUGCCCUACACAAGGAACUCCUCAAUAACAAGAAUAACCCGCCAAUUGAAAACAAAUUCCCAGAGCCCGAAGUCUUUUCAAAGGCAUUAUACACCAUUGACAUUGGGGGUAAUGAUGAUUUUAACAAUCAUACCAUCUCUACUACAAUGGACCAGUUCACCAAUACCCUACAGAGGCUCCUUGGGGAUGGAGCAAAGUACUUUUGGAUACACAAUACAGGGCCAAAUGGGUGCGGACCCUUUGGCCACAUCAACUGCAAGAAGGAGCCAGGAUGUGUGUUAGAUCAAAAUGGGUGCGAUAAAAAAUGGGAUGAGAAUUCUCAGGCUUACAAUAAACUACUCAAGGAUAGGGUUUCCAGGCUAAGGGCUCAGUACCCAGAUGCAGUAAUUACAUAUGUCGACAUAUAUUCAGCUAAACACAAGCUGAUAGUCAAUGCAAAAAAAUAUGGUUUUGGUGAUCCAUUCAAGUUCUGUUGUGGGAAUGGGUACUUAUGUGGCCAGGUUGAUUUUAAUGAAACACUCCUUGGCACUGCAUGUAAGGAUCCUCAAAAUUACAUCAACUGGGAUGGCAUUCACUACACGCAGGCUGCAAACCGAUUUGUUGCGAAUUUCGUCGUCAAUGGCUCCUUGUCUGAUCCACCAGUACCAGUUGCAGAGGCUUGUCAUAAGCAAUAUUGAAAAAACUAUGCUUACAUAUAUUCAUCACCUGCUACCAUUUAUUCGUAUGAUUAAUACUCAUAUAGGAGGUAUUGGUGGUCUUUGAUUCAAGGCUCAUGUACAUGUUGUCUAUGGUGUACCCGUAAUAUACUCCGAAAUUUGCUGUCAUAUGUGACUUUUAUAUGUUAUAUAUGAACAGAUUUCUUAUUGGUUUUUUAUCACUAGAUAUGAAUAUCA